AUGUCGUGUCUGUCUCUGCCGCUCGUGUGCGCGUUGCUGUGCGCCUCUACAUGCGUCGCGUUGUGUCCGCCGCGCUGCGAGUGCAUGAACACGCGACAUACAGUGCGCUGCGCGUCUGCUGCGCUCCGCCAGAUACCUGCCGCGAUACCGCGCGACGCGAGCCGCCUGAUGAUCACCGGAGACACGAUUCACCGACUCGAGCACGGCGAGUUAAACGGACUGAAGAACGUCACCGACCUCGACCUGAGUAACAACGGAAUCCUGGAAGUCGGAUCUCGUGCGUUCUCUUCCAUGCUCGUGCUUCGUUCUCUAGUCCUGAACAACAACAGUCUGGUUCUGAUUCAUCCAGAGGCGUUCUCUGUGCCCGGAAGUCCUCUGCAGGAGCUCAGCCUCAGGUCAUCACUCUAUAACUACAGCUCUCUGACCGACCUCGUAACCGCCCUACGCUGGGGUGACCUCUCAAACCUGCUGCUCCUCGACCUGUCGGGCAACCGCCUCGUUCUCUUACCCCCCGGCAUGUUCUCUCCUCUGCCCAACCUGCAGCGUCUCUAUCUGGGCAACAACUCUCUGCUGGGCAUCUUCAACAGCACUUUCUCUGGUGCGGAGCAACUUCUGGAGCUGGAUCUGACCAGAAACGCCUUUAGAGACAUUAGCGGCGAGGGGCUCGGCGAGUUGGAGCGACUCGGCCGCGUCCGUCUGCUGUUGAGUCAGAAUCCGUACGUGUGCGGUUGUGAGAUGCAAGAGUUUGCGCGCUGGAUAAACAGUUCAAAGGUCACGGUGGGUGAUACGGAUAGACUGUAUUGCGAUUUCCCCGCAGAGCAGCGCAACGUCUCUUUGCGGGACCUCGAUGCACGUGCGCUGGGGUGUUUCGGUAAACCGGGCGAAGAGGUGGCUGACCUGUCCCUACAAACCUCCUAUGUGUUCCUCGGAUUGGUUCUAGGGUUUGUCGGAAUGGUCUUCCUCUUUGUGGUCUACCUCAACCGACGGGGCAUCAAGAAGUGGAUCACAGACAUAUAUGAAGCCUGUCGGGAUGUUUUGGAGGGUUAUCAUUAUCGUUACGAAAUUGACUCGGACCCACGACUGGGACACGUCCAACAGACAAACAGCAAGCAGGGUCGACCGCGAACGGACGCGCGUCUGGGACGCAUUCCCUCUGAUACAUGUAUCACGCAGAUUCCAUCUGAUGUUACAUUAUAA
This is a messenger RNA of Xyrauchen texanus (razorback sucker), 1197 nucleotides long. It is a transcript of the gene tpbg1a, whose product is annotated as trophoblast glycoprotein-like. Gene Ontology annotation, biological process: negative regulation of canonical Wnt signaling pathway. Gene Ontology annotation, cellular component: plasma membrane. The transcript has 2 exons. The record is from RefSeq and is a predicted model, not a curated record. NCBI's taxonomy places the organism in Eukaryota, Metazoa, Chordata, Actinopteri, Cypriniformes, Catostomidae. The coding region runs from base 1 to 1197 and encodes 398 amino acids. Gene Ontology annotation, molecular function: protein binding.